UAAAAAAUAUAGAUAUGUCAACUACGAAAGCUAAUGAAAAACUUCCUCGUAAUUAUGAGAUUGCACCAGGCGUUCUACGCUUCUCAAAGGCUAGAAUGUUCCACAAACGUGGACUUUGGGAAAAGCUUAAAAAGCCAUUUCAGAAGCAAGAAAAAAAAGUUGAAACACAAGAGAAAUAUAUAGUUAAGAAGAUUGGAGGAGAUAAAAAUGGAGGAGAAAGGAAGAUCCUCGUCCAAAAGCCUAUUCUUUUAUUUCUGAUAAAAAUAAAAAUGUCAAUGCCUAAACUUCUUCCUCAAGUUCCUCAACUUCUUAAACGCAACAAACGCAAAACAAAAAAGGUUCCUCUUCGCAAGUCAAUUACUCCUGGGACUGUUUUGAUUAUUUUGGUGGGUCGUCAUCGUGGUAAACGUGUUGUCUUUUUGAAGCAAUUGGAAAAGUCUGGUCUUCUUCUUGUUACCGGCCCUCUUAAAAUCAAUUCAUGCCCACUUCGACGCAUUGCGCAGGCUUUUGUUAUUGCUACCAGUACCAAAAUCGACAUUAGCAAGUUGGAGGUUCCCGUUCACGUCAAUGAUUCUUAUUUCAAACGUAAGAGUGGGAAAUUGGCCGACAAAUCAAAAGGAGGGAUUUUUGCUGGUGGUGCUAAACAGAAGUACGAGGUCACACAGCAGCGUAAAUCUGAUCAAAAAUUUGUUGAUGCGGGUGUUUUGGAGGCUAUCCGUGCUCAUCCUGACAAAAAAUACCUCUUUGGGUAUCUUGGCUCUCGCUUCCAUCUGGCUAAAGGGAUGUAUCCACACAAGAUGACUUUUUGA
Meloidogyne enterolobii is the source of this 809-nucleotide messenger RNA. The record is from the annotation of a GenBank genome assembly. Lineage: Eukaryota; Metazoa; Nematoda; Chromadorea; Rhabditida; Meloidogynidae.